Perca fluviatilis (European perch) is the source of this 1287-nucleotide messenger RNA. It is a transcript of the gene sord, whose product is annotated as sorbitol dehydrogenase. Gene Ontology annotation, molecular function: L-iditol 2-dehydrogenase (NAD+) activity; zinc ion binding. Gene Ontology annotation, biological process: D-sorbitol catabolic process. The transcript is spliced from 9 exons. NCBI's taxonomy places the organism in Eukaryota, Metazoa, Chordata, Actinopteri, Perciformes, Percidae. Bases 138 to 1202 code for a protein of 354 amino acids. The record is from RefSeq and is a predicted model, not a curated record.
AGAAGCCUGCUGGACUUUGACACUUGCCUAACAAGCAUAGACGGUAAAAGAAACGAGGAGAGAAAUCUCUCUUUGGACUCAGCUCAUCUGUCUGCUUCAUCUUCACCUUGUUGUGUCUGCUCGGUGUUAUAUCUCUCAUGGCGGAGGAAAAUCUGUCCGUGGUGCUGCACGCGCAGGGAGACCUCCGGCUGGAAAAGCGCCCCGUCCCGGAGCCAGGACCCAAUGAGGUUUUGCUCCAGAUGCACUCUGUAGGAAUCUGUGGAUCAGAUGUUCACUACUGGCAGCACGGCCGGAUUGGAGACUUCGUGGUCACCAAACCUAUGGUGUUGGGGCACGAGGCGUCGGGGCGGGUGGUGAAGGUCGGAUCAGCAGUCAGGCACCUCAAAGUAGGUGACAGAGUGGCCAUUGAGCCCGGCGCGCCCCGCGAGAUGGACGAGUUCCUCAAAAAUGGACGAUAUAACUUGUCUCCUACCAUCUUCUUCUGUGCCACGCCCCCCGACGAUGGAAAUCUGUGCCGAUACUACAAGCACAGUGCCAACUUCUGUUACAAGUUGCCUGAUAAUGUGACAUUUGAGGAGGGAGCUCUAAUCGAACCUCUGUCUGUGGGGAUCCACGCCUGUCGCAGAGCCGGUGUAACCCUCGGCAGUACUGUGCUCAUCUGUGGGGCAGGACCUAUUGGGUUGGUCUGUUUGCUUGUGGCCAAGGCGAUGGGGGCCUCGCAGGUCGUCAUCACUGAUCUCUUCCCUGAGCGUCUGACAAUAGCCAAAGAGUUGGGUGCAGACUUCCAGCUGACGGUAAAGAGAGGAGACGGACCCCAGCAGCUGGCCAAGAGUGUAGAGGACAAGCUGGGCGCUCAGCCUCACGUUACUAUUGAAUGCUCUGGUGUGGAGAGCAGCAUUCAAACUGCCAUCUAUGCGACACGUUCAGGAGGUGUGGUGGCACUGGUGGGUCUCGGUCCCGACAUGGUCACCAUUCCUUUGAUCAAUGCUGCCAUAAGAGAAGUGGACAUCAGAGGAAUUUUCCGCUACUGCAACACCUGGCCGAUGGCCAUAGCCAUGUUGGCAGCAGGUAAAGUGAACGUGAAGCCCCUCGUGACCCACCGUUUCCCCCUGGAGCAGGCAGUCCAGGCCUUUGAGACCACGCGUCAGGGUCUCGGGAUAAAGGUCAUGUUAAAGUGUGACCAGAAUGACCAGAAUCCCUAAUCUGACCCGCUGCACUGAAACAAAGCUAACACGACUCAGCAUGACAAGCAGACAUAAACACAAAGUGGACAUUGACCCUGAGAAA